This is a messenger RNA of Drosophila ficusphila, 1956 nucleotides long. Its product is annotated as maltase A1. Bases 21 to 1820 code for a protein of 599 amino acids. The transcript is spliced from 3 exons. Gene Ontology annotation, biological process: carbohydrate metabolic process. The record is from RefSeq and is a predicted model, not a curated record. NCBI's taxonomy places the organism in Eukaryota, Metazoa, Arthropoda, Insecta, Diptera, Drosophilidae.
UUCGGCAUUAAGUUGUAAAAAUGCAGAGAACACAAUUAGCUGCAAUUAGCUUACUGGCCCUUGGACUGGUUAUCCUCACCCAGCCAAAUUGGGCUUGUGAUUCAACGACGACUGUUGCUGCGACAAAGGAUUGGUGGGAAAAUGCGCAGUUCUAUCAGAUAUACCCACGCUCCUUCAUGGACUCCGAUGGCGAUGGAAUCGGGGAUUUGAAUGGCAUCACCAGCAAACUGGAGUACCUAAAGGAUCUGGGAGUCACAGCCGCCUGGCUGUCGCCCAUUUUCACCUCUCCGAUGGUGGAUUUCGGCUAUGAUAUAUCCGACUUCUUUGACAUUCAGCCGGAGUACGGCACCCUCGACGAUUUCAAGGCCCUGAUAAAGCGGGCCAACGAAUUGGACCUGAAGAUAAUACUGGAUUUUGUGCCCAAUCAUUCGAGUGACGAGAACGCUUGGUUUGCAAAGUCGGUGAAUCGCGAGAAGGGCUACGAGGAUUACUACGUGUGGCACGACGGGAAGGUGAAUGCCACCACCGGGGAGAGGGAACCCCCCUCCAACUGGCUGCAAGCUUUCAGGGGAAGUGCCUGGGAGUGGAACGAGGUGCGCCAGCAGUACUACCUCCACCAGUUUGCAGUGCAGCAGGCGGACCUCAACUACCGCAAUCCCCUGGUGGUGGAGCAAAUGAAGCGGGUGCUCCGCUACUGGUUGGACCUCGGGGUCGCGGGCUUCCGUUGCGAUGCCGUUCCCGUUCUCUUCGAGAUCGAACCGGAUGCAGAUGGCCGGUACGCCGACGAGGAGGUGAGCGGAGUGACGGAGGACACCGAGGACCGCAAGUACCUGAAGAGCGAUCUGAUCGAGAACCGGCCGGAGACCAUCGACAUGGCCUACCAGUGGCGGGUGGUAAUGGAUGACUACCAGCGCAUCCACGGCGGUGACACCAGGGUUCUUCUCAUCGAAACCUACGCCCCUCCCGCCUACACAAUGCAGUUCUACGGAAACCGCUCAGUGGCCGGUGCCCACCUACCUUUCAACUUUAAUUUAAUUACGGUUCCCGCCAGCGAUGGCUUCUCGGCGGGAUCCAUAAAGACGGCAGUGGACAACUGGCUGGACAACCUGCCCGCCGGUCGCACUGCCAACUGGGUUAUCGGCAACCACGAUCAGCGGAGGGCGGCCAGUCGAUAUGGAGCUGCAAAUGCGGAUGCCAUGAACAUGCUGGUGAUGGUCCUCCCGGGAGCGAGUGUCACCUACCAGGGCGAGGAACUCGGGAUGACCGAUGGGGAGAUCAGCUGGGAGGACACCCAGGACCCGGCGGCCUGCAACUCCAACUCGGAAAUCUACCAGCAGUUCACCAGGGAUCCUUCGAGGACACCCUUCCAGUGGUCGAGUGGCACCAAUGCAGGAUUCUCGACUGCAUCGAAGACUUGGUUGCCGCUGGCAGCGGACUACCAAACGGUGAAUGUGGAAACGGAGCAGGCAGCUCAAAGGUCUCACCUCAAAAUCUACAAGUCCCUGGUGGAACUGAGAAGAUCCUCGCUUACCUUGCAGAAUGGUUCCACGAAAUAUGGCGUGAUUAGCGAGAAUGUGUUCGUCGUUAAGCGUUACCUCGCCGGCUCCACAUCCAUAAUUUAUGUGGCCAACUUCGCCAGCAAGGGUGUCACAGUGAAUUUAUACGAUUUCGACAAGACACUUCCCACCCACUUGACGCUCCUCGUUCGCAGCCUGCAGUCUGCCAAGUCGGAGGGCUCGCUGUUCGAGGUGACCGGACUGAGUUUGGCUGCCGGCGAGUCCUUGGUUUUGAGCGACAGCAGUGCUUCCCGGUUCGAUUGAUGCGGCAUUCCACGUCUUCCGCGCGACGCACUUGGAACUUUGAGCUCACUGAGUCAGGCCACUCAAUCGGUAUUUAUCUUCGGCUCAAAGCAAAUAUGCCAUGGCGUGCAUAAAUAAAUAUAUAAGUGAAAAACCA